ACUUACAGAAAGAUGUGGAGACUGGAGAUAGCAGAAGGGGGCAAUAACCCAAACCUGUAUAGCACAAACAACUUUGUCGGGAGGCAAAUAUGGGAGUUCGAUCCGAAUUAUGGAAGUCCAGAAGAACGUGCUGAGGUGGAACAAGCUCGUGAUCAUUUCUGGAAACAUAGACAUGAAGUUAAGCCUAACAGUGAUCUUCUUUGGCGGUUGCAGUUUCUAAAAGAGAAGCAAUUUGAACAAACGAUAGCCCAAGUGAAAAUAGAGGACGGUGAAGAAAUAUCGUAUGAAAAAGCUACAGCCACAUUGAAGAGAGCGGUUAAUUUCUUUGCGGCCUUGCAGGCCGAUGAUGGUCAUUGGCCUGCUGAAAAUGCUGGUCCCUUGUAUUUUAUGCAGCCAUUGGUAAGCUUUCACAUUAUGUUGGUUGAAACUUGAAACCGCUCUAAAUUAAUGGUUAAGGUAUAACAUAAAACAAUCACUACUAAACAACUGAUUCGUCGGUAACAUGGGCGUGAAUAAUUUGGUU
Helianthus annuus (common sunflower) is the source of this 523-nucleotide messenger RNA. Its product is annotated as shionone synthase-like. Gene Ontology annotation, biological process: triterpenoid biosynthetic process. The record is from RefSeq and is a predicted model, not a curated record. The coding region runs from base 13 to 432 and encodes 139 amino acids. Gene Ontology annotation, molecular function: beta-amyrin synthase activity. NCBI's taxonomy places the organism in Eukaryota, Viridiplantae, Streptophyta, Magnoliopsida, Asterales, Asteraceae. The transcript has 2 exons. Gene Ontology annotation, cellular component: lipid droplet.